GGAGAAGGCGGCGGUGGGGCGGGACUCGGAGCCUAAUGUAGCCGGGGCGGGGUUCCACUGCGAUCGAUCUCCAGGCUAGCGGGAGGCGGCGAGGCGCGGAGCGCUGUGGCCCGGAUGUUGGGGCGCUGCGUUCCAACCGGCUGAAUCCCGGGCUUCUUUGGAGAACCUAGCGUGGCCAAUGGCUGUCGAUAUUCAACCAGCAUGCCUUGGACUCUACUGUGGGAAGACCCUAUUAUUUAAAAACGGCUCAAAUGAAAUCUAUGGAGAAUGUGGGGUGUGCCCAAGAGGACAAAGAACAAAUGCACAGAAAUACUGCCAGCCUUGCACAGAAUCCCCCGAACUUUAUGACUGGCUGUAUCUUGGAUUUAUGGCGAUGCUUCCUCUUGUUCUACAUUGGUUCUUCAUUGAAUGGUACUCGGGGAAAAAGAGCUCCAGUGCGCUUUUCCAGCACAUCACUGCGCUGUUUGAGUGCAGUAUGGCAGCUAUCAUCACCUUGCUGGUGAGUGAUCCAGUGGGCGUCCUUUACAUCCGCUCCUGCCGAGUACUGAUGCUUUCCGAUUGGUACACGAUGCUGUACAACCCGAGUCCAGAUUAUGUCACUACGGUGCACUGCACUCAUGAAGCAGUCUACCCUCUAUACACCAUCGUGUUUGUGUACUACGCCUUCUGCCUGGUGUUGAUGAUGCUGCUGCGGCCUCUCCUGGUGAAGAAGAUUGCCUGUGGGCUGGGGAAGUCUGAGCGGUUCAAAAGCAUUUAUGCUGCACUUUACUUCUUCCCCAUCCUGACUGUGCUGCAGGCGGUUGGUGGAGGCCUCUUGUAUUAUGCCUUCCCCUACAUUAUAUUAGUGUUAUCCUUGGUUACUCUGGCUGUGUACAUGUCUGCUUCUGAAAUAGAGAACUGCUAUGAUCUUCUGGUCAGGAAGAAAAGACUCAUUGUCCUCUUCAGCCACUGGCUGCUGCACGCCUAUGGGAUAGUCUCCAUCUCAAGAGCAGACAGGCUUGAACACGACCUACCACUUUUGGCUUUGGUACCUACACCAGCGCUGUUUUAUUUGUUCACUGCAAAAUUUACUGAACCAUCACGGAUACUCUCAGAAGGGGCCAAUGGACACUGAAAAAA
Molecule: messenger RNA, 1119 nt
Organism: Phodopus roborovskii (desert hamster)
Lineage: Eukaryota; Metazoa; Chordata; Mammalia; Rodentia; Cricetidae
Gene: Jkamp
Product: JNK1/MAPK8 associated membrane protein
Exons: 7
Coding region: 179-1114 (311 amino acids)
Biological process (GO): response to unfolded protein
Cellular component (GO): membrane
Molecular function (GO): ubiquitin protein ligase binding
Source: RefSeq, a predicted model, not a curated record